Messenger RNA from Olea europaea var. sylvestris, 1806 nucleotides. RefSeq names its product FHA domain-containing protein At4g14490-like. NCBI's taxonomy places the organism in Eukaryota, Viridiplantae, Streptophyta, Magnoliopsida, Lamiales, Oleaceae. Gene Ontology annotation, molecular function: protein binding; mRNA binding. Bases 74 to 1522 code for a protein of 482 amino acids. The transcript has a single exon. The record is from RefSeq and is a predicted model, not a curated record.
AAACCCCUCUUUCCCUUUCUUUUCAGUUCAGCUCCUGAAUCCCUCAACGGAAUCCAGAAAUUAAAGCAAAUCAAUGGCACUGGCAAUGGCAUCGACGACAGCAACCGGUUCAGAAGAACAAUGCCCGACGCUGAAACUCAUAGUGGAAAAGGGCCCACUUUCGGGCCAAACCUUUGACUUCAGAUCCGGAUCACGAAUCCAAAUCGGUAGGGUCGUCCGCGGUAACAGUAUAACUAUCAAAGAUGCCGGCAUUUCCUCCAAGCACGUAGUAAUCCAAUAUGCAUCAAAUUCACAUCCGGAUCCUGGCCCGAAAAGCUGUCAAUGGACUAUAACGGACCUCGCGUCCUCAAAUGGCACCAUCUUGAACGAUGCCCAGCUCGAACCCGCCGAAUCCAGUGUUCUAUCUGACGGUGACGUUGUCAAGAUAGGUGAGCUAACUUCGAUUAGAGUCAAAUUUGAAGCGACAGGUCGCCAGGGUGAGGGUAAUAUUGGUAAAACCAGGAGGAAUCCGAGGCGAGGGACAGCGGCUCAAGGACAGAAGGUGGUGGAAUUGGCGGUGAUUGACGAGGAUUCCGAGUUAGGGAUUGAAGAUAGAUUGGGGGAUAGGAAAAAUUUGAGGGGAAGGGAUAGAAGUGGAAAAGAUGUGGUUAUGGAAAAUGAAGGUGGAGAAUUGGUAAAGAAUGACGAGAGAAAGGUGCAUGGAAGGAGGGCGAUGGGGUCGAAUAGGGCCUUGGAAAAUCGUUCUGAAGAAAUGGAGAACAAAACGGAGAAUGCGGGGAAAGUGAGUGUGAGCUUGAGGAGGACUAGGAGGGCCCAGAAGGAAGUGAAUUCAGGGGCUUUUGAAAAUGGCAAAGAAGAAAUUGCGGAAGAAAUGGAAUAUGUAUGGGAAGUUAAGGGGAAAGGAGGGAGGAAUGCAACUACAAGGAGGACUAGAAGUUCAAAAGAGGAAGAGAAGUUGGAAGAUUUGGAUGAAAUUUGGGAUGGACCGAGUUUGAUGAAAGCAGUGCAGAGAGGGAGUGUUCGGAGCACAAGGAGUUCAAUAAAGGAAGAAAAAAUCGGUGAUACUGGACUUGAUUUGGGUGUAACUGAGGGUAGAAAGACAAGGAAAGCCACAAGAGGCAAGAAGAAUUUACCUGUUGAAACAGAUGAAGAGGAAAAAGCGGUGGAAAAAAUGAAUUCAAAGCAUGAAAUGUGUGAAGGAGAGAAAGCGAAAUUAGAAGAAGAUGGAGUCGAUGGGUUGGUGAAGGAGGGGACAAAUUUGGGAGGAGAAGGUGAUGCUGGAUUGGCUAGUGCCUCUGGGACGAAAGGAAGCAGUGUUGAAGUAGAUAGGGAGGAAAUGGUUGAUUUGGACACGAUGACACUCGGGGAAUGGUUUGAUUAUUUAGAAGUUUACCUUCCUAAACAAAUCAUUGAUGCCACAGAGGAGAUGAUUUUGGAGAUGAGGCAUAAAGCAGAGAAACUUCAUGAAUUUAUGUCACUGGAGAAGAAUGCUAAGCAGAAGGAUGGGGUGGCUAUUGGCUAGAUACCGAACUACCUUCGGCAGUUUGAGCUUUUUGGUAAUUUGAAACUGCGUUAAUCACUUUUUAAUGCUUUAUAUUAAAAGAAACUUUUGAUGGAUUAACUGUAAAUGUCUGUAUUGUUCACAUAUUUAGCUGUGUCCGUAGUUCAGUGAUGAUUAUGUUGUUGAACCAGUUAAGCAGAUUAGUUAUGUAUGUUACGCUCGAUCAAUUUAGUACAUUGGGGAAAUAUUGGAAGUGCUAUUUGAAUAGUAAUCUGCCAGCCAAACUUUCAAGGUGUUUAUUACCU